Molecule: messenger RNA, 1064 nt
Organism: Salvia miltiorrhiza (redroot sage)
Lineage: Eukaryota; Viridiplantae; Streptophyta; Magnoliopsida; Lamiales; Lamiaceae
Product: tetraspanin-2-like
Exons: 2
Coding region: 162-974 (270 amino acids)
Biological process (GO): auxin-activated signaling pathway
Cellular component (GO): plasma membrane; plasmodesma
Source: RefSeq, a predicted model, not a curated record
GCUGUUAAUGAUGACAAAAAGGAAAAGAAAAUUUUAUGAUGACGUUGACUCAUGUCCAUCACUUUGCUCCCUUCUUUUCAGUGUAAUGUAUUAAAAUAGUAGUCAGUCUAACUGUAAAUGUUCUGUUUCUAUUUCCAUUUCCCAAAGCAGAUCCAGCAAUCAUGGCGGUGAGCAACAGCAUCACGGCGAUCCUCAACUUCGUGGCGAUGAUGUGCUCCUUCCCCAUCAUCGCCGCCGGCGUCUGGCUGGCGUCGCGGGCGGACAACGAGUGCCUCCUGUGGCUCCGGUGGCCGCUCGUCUUCCUCGGCCUCGCCUUCCUGCUGGUCUCCGCCGCCGGAUUCGUCGGCGCCUACUGGAAGAAGGAGGGCCUCCUGGCCAUCUACCUCGUCGCCAUGUUCAUCCUCAUCGUGGUGCUGCUCGUCAUCCUCGUCCUCGCCUUCGUCGUGACGCGCCCCGAUGGCGGCGCCGUCGUGGGCGGCGGGGUGGGGUUCAAGGAGUACAGGCUGGAUGGGUUCUCGUCGUGGCUCAGAGAUCAUGUUACUGCCACUGAUAAUUGGGGGAAGAUAAGGGCGUGUUUGGCUGCUUCCCAGAUUUGUCCUAAGCUCACUCACAAGUUUGUUUCUGCGCCCGACUUCUUUGCUGCUCAUCUUUCUCCUCUGCAGUCAGGAUGCUGCAAGCCUCCACUGAUGUGUGGGUUGGAAUACUCGAGCCCGACGACGUGGUUGGGGCAGCCUAACCUAGCAGCGGGUGCGGACUGCGGCGUGUGGAGCAACGAUCCGAGGCAGCUAUGCUACAACUGCGAUUCAUGCAAGGCUGGGCUGCUGGGAAACCUAAGGGAGGAGUGGAGGAAAACCAACGUCAUCCUCAUCAUCACAGUAGUGCUCCUAAUUUGGGUUUACCUCAUCGCUUGCAGCGCAUACAGGAAUGCUCAAACCGAGCAACUCUUCCGCAGAUACAAACAAGGUUGGGUCUGAUCAUCAUCAUCAUCAUCAUCAUAUGUACGUAAUUAAGUAGCAAUUAAUUAAUAAAGGUGGUGCGACUGCCACAUGCAUGUUUCUUUAUCA